Messenger RNA from Drosophila biarmipes, 2745 nucleotides. RefSeq names its product endoplasmic reticulum metallopeptidase 1-like. The transcript is spliced from 11 exons. NCBI's taxonomy places the organism in Eukaryota, Metazoa, Arthropoda, Insecta, Diptera, Drosophilidae. The record is from RefSeq and is a predicted model, not a curated record. Gene Ontology annotation, biological process: proteolysis. Bases 1 to 2622 code for a protein of 873 amino acids. Gene Ontology annotation, molecular function: metalloexopeptidase activity.
AUGGAACUGCAAGAAAGCUUCUCGAACACCAUUUUGUACCAUGUCUUGUCGAAGGAGAAGGGUUUAAGGAGGAGACUGCCCUGGUACUAUGCUCCCUCCUUUCUGCUCCUCUGGGUGGCGCUAUUCUUCGCAGUGGUACUUCCGCUUUUCUACCGGCUACCGGACCGAAUCUCCAUUGCCGACGAGCCACUUAAGCCCGGACAAUUUGUGGCCGAGAGAGCGCAGAAAGUACUCUACGAGUUCGAUCGUAUCGGACCCAAAGUGGUUGGGAGUGUAGCGAAUGAGGUGACGACUGUUUCGUUUCUCUUAAGUGAGCUGGAAAAGAUUAGGAGUGAAAUGCGCGGCGAUCUCUUUGGCUUAGAGGUUGACGUCCAGCUGCCAUCGGGUUCCUAUGUGGUGGGAACCAUGACCAGCAUCUAUCAGGGCAUCCAGAAUGUGGUUGCAAGGCUCAGCACUACGAGUUCCAACAGCUCAUCCUAUCUCCUGAUCAACAGUCACUUUGACACGAAGCCAGGAAGUCCAGGUGCUGGAGAUGAUGGAACAAUGGUCGUGGUUAUGUUGGAGGUUCUUCGUCAAAUGUCGAUUUCCGACACCAAGUUCGUGCAUCCAAUAGUCUUUUUGUUUAACGGAGCCGAGGAGAAUCCCUUGCAAGCCUCCCACGGAUUUAUUACCCAGCACAAAUGGGCGCCCAACUGCAAGGCUGUUAUAAAUUUGGAAGUCGGCGGUAGCGGUGGUAGAGAUAUUCUCUUUCAAAGUGGUCCAAACCAUCCCUGGUUAGUAAAGUAUUACAAGCAACAUUCAAAGCAUCCGUUUGCCUCUACAUUGGCCGAAGAGAUCUUUCAGUUUGGAAUCCUACCCUCCGAUACUGAUUUCCGAAUAUUUCGAGACUAUGGAAAUAUUCCCGGUCUUGACAUUGCGCAGUUCAGCAACGGCUAUGUUUACCAUACAGCAUUCGACACCUUUCAUAUUAUUCCCGGAAGUUCAAUUCAGAGCACUGGGGAAAAUAUUCUAUCCCUUGUUCGGGCUCUGUCCAACGCCAGUGAGUUGUACAACACUGAGGAACACAGUGCAGGACAUGCUGUCUUUUUUGACUUUCUGGGACUUUUCUUUGUGACAUACACAGAAAAGACUGGCAUUAUCCUGAACUGUUGCUUAGCCUUGAUAAGUCUUAUUCUUAUAGGCUGUUCCCUGUGGAGAAUGGCUACUGUAUCUGAGGUUGCUCCGGGAAGAAUAUCCAUACUGUGUGUCAUAGCUUUGGGACUGCACCUUCUUGGGUGCCUUCUGUGCAUGGCCUUACCUCUUUUAAUGGCUGUUCUGUACGAUGUCAGUGAUCGAACACUGACUUACUACAGUAACAACUGGUUGGUGAUUGGCCUUUACAUAUGUCCAGCCAUCAUUGGAAUGGCGCUCCCUCCGACGAUAUAUCACUCAUUCAAAAAUAAUGAUAAGUUAAGUCACUCGUACCACAUCUAUAUCGAUUCACACGCUCAUUGCGUAGUCCUGGCAUUCCUAGCAAUUCUUUUGACUGCCAUUGGUCUUCGAAUUCCCUAUAUGUGUAUGCUGUCUUUGGUUUUCUAUGCGGUCUCUCUGCUGAUUAACCUACUAACUACCCUACAUGAUAGGGGAUACUACUGGGUACUAACGGUGCAGAUAGUGCAGCUUUUCCAGUACGUGUACUUCUGCUACCUUUUCUACAUAUUUUUGGUGAUUUUCUUUCCGGCGAUGGGACGAAAUCGCGAUUCUGCUAAUCCUGAUAUGCUAAUUGCCCUAAUAUGCGCUUUGGGCACCUUCUUUGCUCUGGGUUUUGUUGUUCCUCUGAUAAACAUGUUCCGCUGGUCCACCGUUUUAUUGAUUGGCCUAGGCGUGAUAACUUUUACAUUCUGCAUGAUAUCGGUUUCGGAAGUGGGAUUUCCUUAUCGCGCCAAGACCAGUGUGAUGCGUGUGAACUUUCUGCAAACCCGUCGAAUGUUCUACGAGUUCGAUGGUAGCCUGAGCCUCGACGAUUCGGGUUACUAUUUUGACUACCAGGAUAGGCGAGCUCUUCGCCCACUGAAGGACUACGCCGUAAACUUGACUGGACUUACAUCGAUAGAUGCCUAUUGCGAUAAGUACGUGAUGUGUGGUAUUCCCUGCUUUUGGAGCAGCUGGUGCAGGGGGCUAGCCAGCGCUGCUUGGCUUCCUCGCGAGAAGGAAGUGGAUGUACCAGGAACACUGGAAUUGAACCUCCUCAAUAAAACUGUUUUGGAGUCGGGAAAAUGCAAAAGAUACGAAUUCGAAUUAAGUGGUCCGCCGCACAUGGGCCUGUACAUAAGACCGCUGGAUGGAGUGACAGUGGAGGACUGGUCCUUUAUAAGGAAUAUGCUGGACAAGCCGGAAAAAUACUCACCGCCCUUUCAAAUUUACUUCUCCUAUGGCACGGAUAACUCCCCCUUUAAAUUUCACAUUGACUUCGCCAAACCCGAUGGAGAUUUCGAUGGACCCAUAUUUGAGCUGGGAGUUGUGGGACACUAUGUCAGCAAGGAUUUCCAGAGGGACGAGACUACGCUGCAGUUCAUAGCGAGUUUACCGGAGUUCGUUUACACCAUGGAGUGGCCCUCUCUGUUUUUGCGAUAUAUAUUUUAAGAUCCAUUUCCUGAGCCCAAGUUAUUUUGCAUACAUUAUAUUUCGGGACACUCCAAGUGCUGCGAUAGUGCAAUCGAUAAGGAAGCGGCUGCCAAAUAAUAUAUAUUAAUCUCUAUACUUCAA